Messenger RNA from Sorghum bicolor (sorghum), 1568 nucleotides. Its product is annotated as probable purine permease 11. Gene Ontology annotation, molecular function: purine nucleoside transmembrane transporter activity. Gene Ontology annotation, cellular component: membrane. Bases 457 to 1500 code for a protein of 347 amino acids. The transcript has a single exon. Lineage: Eukaryota; Viridiplantae; Streptophyta; Magnoliopsida; Poales; Poaceae. The record is from RefSeq and is a predicted model, not a curated record.
AGAAGCGCAGAUGUAUGCGUGCCAGGCUGCCAGCUUAGAUAGCUGUUUACAAGGUUUUGAAGUAUACGUUUCCUCCAAGUCACUAGAUCAUCUCGCACCCUAUUUAACAUAAUACGGCUACAGAACGUUUCAUUGCGGAAGACGUGCCCAUUCCUGGUGUCCCAAAUUCUCCAAAAGAUACUCAGGAGAGUGAACGGCCACAAAGAUAUAUCCAGCGCCGGUGGUAGAGUAGGAGUCCACAUCCCUUCAUCAUCUUCAUCGCAGAUGUUCCCGAGUUCCAGAUCAAACCAGACUUUCCUGCUUUCAGCGCUAUGGAUGUGCUAAUUUUUAAAAUGUUUUGAACGAUCAAAAUUUAUAUUUUCAGAACAGGAAUCCGGCAAUGGUGAACAGGACAGCCGUGAUGACGAACCUAAAGCCACCAAACGACGGCUGACGAGAGGAAGCGCCCGAUGGUGGAUGACGGUGGUGCUCGACAUGCUGAUGGUGCUCUGCGGAGGGACGGUCGGUACCCUCCUGGGCCGCCUGUACUACAAUUCCGGCGGCAAGAGCAAGUGGGUGGCCACGCUCAUGCAGUCGGGCGGCUCGCCGCUCCUGGCCAUCCCGCUGCUCCUGACUCCCCCGCACCCGGCGGAGGAGCGGCAGCCGGCGGCGCCGCCGUCCAAGGUGGCCGCCGUCUACGUCGGCAUCGGGGUCCUGCUCGGCUUCGACAACCUCAUGUACGCGUACGCGCUGCUGUACCUGCCGGUGUCCACCUUCUCGCUCGUGGCCGCCACGCAGCUGGGCUUCAACGCCAUCACGUCGCGCCUCAUCAACGCGCAGCGCUUCACGGCGCCCAUCGCCAACUCCGUCGUCGUGCUCACCUUCGCCGCCGCGCUGCUCGGCAUCGGGUCCGCCUCCGACGACGAGACCACCUCCAGCAGCGACGUGGCGCCGCGCGGCAAGCACGCGCUCGGCUUCGUCCUCACGCUGGCCGCGUCCGCCUCCUUCGCGCUCAUCCUGUCGCUCUUCGAGGCGGCGUUCGAGAAGGUGAUCAUGGCGCGGACGACGCGGUGGGUGCUCAAGGUGCAGAUGUGCACGAACCUCGUGGCGACGGCGGUCGGGGUGGUGGGGCUGUUCGCGUCCGGGGAGUGGCGGACGCUCCCGGGGGAGAUGGCGGCGUUCAAGAACGGGAGGGCGAGGUACGUCCUGACGCUGGUCGGCACGGCGGUGUGCUGGCAGGCGGCGGCCGUGGGCACGGUGCGGCUGACCGCGAGGGUGUCGUCGCUGUUCGCCAACGUGACGGGGACCGUGGCGCUGCCGCUGGUACCGGUGUUCGCGGUGGUGCUGUUCGGCGACAGGAUGACGGGCAUCAAGGCCGUGGCCAUGCUCAUGGCCGUGUGGGGGUUCCUCUCGUACGUGUACCAGCACUACCUCGACGGCCGGCGCGCCGCCGCCUCCGGGAAGGGGGCCGAGUGCGGCGUCGUCUGUACUGCCGCACGGACGGCAGGCGUGUCGGCUUAGCGGGCGAGAGUUGCGUUGCGUUGUGUAAUUCACAUUAUCUUCGCUUCAAAAAUGCUAUUUCGUUUCAA